AUGAUGACCCAGACAUACUACCUCCCGUUCUAUUUUCAAGCAGUACGAGGCACAGACGCCCAAACCUCCGGCUUCAGCAUCUUGCCAUACGGCGUGACUAUCUCCAUCGCCACCCUCAUCAGCGGCACUCUUGUUACCCUCUCCGGAUUCUACGUCCCCUUCAUGUGGGUCGGAUCCGGUAUCUUCGUCGCCGGCAGCGGCCUACUAUACACUCUUUCCCGCUCGAGUCCGUUUGCAAAAUGGUUCGGAUACCAGGUGUUCACAGGCACGGGAUACGGUGUCAUGUGUCUCGGGGGUUCCAUUGGUCUUGCUAUUGCAGAGAAUGUUUUUCGGAAUGCACUUCACACACAUCUUCUUGCCCUCCAGGGGGUUGAUGUCCCGGCGGUGGAAGCGGCUGGCGGCGCCGAGUUGCAGAACGUCGUGCCUGUGGAGCUGCUGGGGCCUGUGAGGGAUGCAUUCAGGGUUGCGGUUUCCGAUGUUUUCCUUGUUGCGGUUGGUCUGGGAGGGGUUGCAUUUCUGGCCUUCGUGGGAAUGGAAAGGAAGAGGAUUAUGGCCAAAGGGGGCUGA
Molecule: messenger RNA, 567 nt
Organism: Talaromyces marneffei
Lineage: Eukaryota; Fungi; Ascomycota; Eurotiomycetes; Eurotiales; Trichocomaceae
Exons: 2
Coding region: 1-567 (188 amino acids)
Biological process (GO): transmembrane transport
Molecular function (GO): transmembrane transporter activity
Source: RefSeq, a predicted model, not a curated record